AUGUUCAUCCCUUAUGCACAGAAUGAUAUCAUUCGCAAUCCGGAAAACAAGUCCUGGCUCCAAGAUCGGCUUGUCGGCUGUCAUCACGAACGUUCUGGGAUACCAUAUUCGGUGAAAAAAGCUGUGGUGCAGUUCGGAGACAACUACAAAGUUCAGAGCGGCCCUGGUGCCUCUGCCAUUAGCAGUGUGUCUGAACUUGCACCGGUCAAGCAUCAUGUGCCAAUCUGCAAGGCACUCUACACAAACAUGAUAAAGAGAGGUACCGAAAGCGGCGAGGGAAUGACACGAGAACAAUCAAUCCAGUAUCUAGAAUGGGUCCUGGAUAAACUUCAAUCCAGGGAAGGGUUUGAAGGGGGUGGAACGCUCAGCAUCUAUGAUUUCGAGCCACCGAUCCCGAGAAAGCCGGGCAUGCGCGAAAAGUUUCGAGACGGGGCUGACCUGAGCCGCAAGGAUUAUGAACAGUGGGUGUCGUGGGCAGUGGGACUCAUCUGUGACUGGCCAGAGAAUCUCUUCUGCGGUGAAUCUUCCGGAGACGGCAAUGGAAAGAAGACGGAUUGGCCGACCAGAAGUGCUACCUCGGAUCGCGUACGGAAGGCAGCGGAGAUCAUGAGAUAUUUCAUAUAUGACUUGUCUAUCGGACCCUACCACAUACACAAUGAGCCCACAAACGAACUUUUCGCCACCAACCUGAUUACAGACGAAACGUACGAGCCCGACCCAUUGGGUGACGAAAGUUGGUUACCAUACACUUAUGAAGAACAGGAGGAGUAUGCGGCCAAGUCGAGAGUCCCAAUUGGGUCAGAUAUCAUCGAGGACUCGCAGGAUCUGCCCAUCGACUUCACAGGAUCUCAAUAG
Messenger RNA from Diaporthe amygdali, 855 nucleotides. RefSeq lists its product as uncharacterized. The record is from RefSeq and is a predicted model, not a curated record. The transcript is spliced from 3 exons. The coding region runs from base 1 to 855 and encodes 284 amino acids. NCBI's taxonomy places the organism in Eukaryota, Fungi, Ascomycota, Sordariomycetes, Diaporthales, Diaporthaceae.